Molecule: messenger RNA, 2464 nt
Organism: Oncorhynchus keta (chum salmon)
Lineage: Eukaryota; Metazoa; Chordata; Actinopteri; Salmoniformes; Salmonidae
Product: A-kinase anchor protein 2-like
Exons: 2
Source: RefSeq, a predicted model, not a curated record
CAUCACAGCCUGAAGAGAGGCACGGCCAAGGGGAGGAAUGUGACGGGGAGAGAAGUUGAGAAAGGAGAGAAAAAGGUUCUGGGAGAGAGGAAAUGGAUAGACAGGAAAUCCUCCAAGGCAUCAGAGGAUGCCAGUGAUGAUCUGACGAGAGACAGAACGGAGAGAAAGAGCGUAAGUUUUCUUGACUCUGUCAGUGUGAUCUCAGCGGGCGGAGGAGACAGCAGUACUUCCACCAGACCUAUGGAGGUGGAGGCCCACCCUGAGACCUGCUACCCCAGCCAAGGGCUCAACAGCCUGGGCAAGAAACACCAGACUCAGCCCCUGGACACAGAGGUGGCCCAGGAGAUAGCAUACCUGGAUGAGGUGUUGGAGGCUAACUGCUGCGACCCAGAGGUUGACACCAUGCCAUUGCCCUCUAACGGGACAGAGAAACCUGAGAGAGACCCCAGGGAUGUCAGUAUUGACGGAACUGGGCUGUCCGUCCACAUCUCCAACACAGACACACAAUCCCCACAGACCAACCAUGAGGUCACAGUAGAGGGCAGGAAGCAAACCACCUUCAUAGACCACCAGGAAGUCAAUAACACCAGUAACUCCAAACCCGAUGGCCACUCUGGACCAAUAGGAGAGCAUGAGAACUACAGGAACCAGGGAGGAGAGACAACAUCCCCCACUGUGAUGACCAUCAAGAAGGAGGCACGUUUCGAGCUGCGGGCCUUCCAGGAGGAGAAGAAGCCUUCCAAGCUGUUCGACCCAUGUGAGAAGGAGGUGCGUGUGAAGAAGGUCCGUCCGUCGGAGGAGGUGGCAGAGCUGGAGAGGGAGCGGCUGGAGCUGAUCCGAGGCCAGGCCGUGAAGAAGAACCCUGGCAUGGGCACAAAAUGGUGGAACCCUCCUCAGGAGAAGAGCCUGGAGGAGGAGCUGGAGCCAGACAAACUUGAGUCACACAGGAAGUACGAGGAGAGGAAGCAGCAGCGGAGGUCAGAGUACAACUGGGGGUCGUCCCAGACGUACGCCCAGUACUCCAUGACCUUUGAGCCCGGCUUUGACCCUGAGUCCAACCGGGACCCGGCAGAGGUUCUCCAGAGCACCAAGGAGGACAUCCUGGUGGAGCAGAUAGACUUCUCCGUCGCCAGGAAGCAGUUCCUCCAGAUAGAACACGCCAGGCAGCAGCAGGCCGAGAGGUCACAGGUCACAGCCCCGAAAAGAGGCGUGGCACCUCAGCUCUACUCGGCCAAGCCCUUCUCCAGAGCGCCAGACAGCGUCACCCAUGUGGAUAGAUCCUCCAGCUCCGCCACAGUAGGCUACAGUAGUUGCCUGGGCUCGCCACUAGAGGCCAACGACGUCACCACACCCACAACUACAGUCAGGACAGAGGGGAUCUACUGCAUCCAGGGAGAGGCCCAGUCCCCCACUACUACCUUGGGACAGGAAGAACCCAGGAACAAGGAGGCCACGAUGAACAACAGAGGAGGCGAUGGAGACUUCACCAGCGCCCGGGCCGUCAUGACCAUCCUGAAAGAUGAGGGAGACUCUGAGACGUUUUCCUCAUCCCUGCAGCAUCGUUCCUCCUCCCAAUCCUUCCACUCCCCCAGCGCCUCCCUGUCCUGCCACCCAGAGGAGUGUGACUCUGGACUGGACGAGCUCUCCCUGCGUUCCCAGGAUACUACUGUUCUGGAGACCCUGUCCAACGACUUCAGCAUGGACAACAUCUCCGACAGCGAUGUGUCAAAUGAGACCAUGUCGGCCUAUCUGGGGGAGACGUCUCUGGGGGAGUACUCCUUCCCCUCCACCCCCCAGGCCACCACGCCCGUCAAUGGCAAGAUGGAGGAAGACACCCUCAGAUCCCUCGGGGAGCGGCGCCUGGGUCGGGAUCCGGAGGAGGAGGAGCUGGAGUACCAUGCAGAGCUCCUGGUGCAGAGUGCCAUCCAGCAUGCCCUUAUGAACCAGUCUCAACAGGGAGAAGAGUGGCAGGGGGUCCCCCGCGCCAUCCCACAGUCCUUCCCCUACCACCUCCCAGAGAGGCACCUAGACUUAGAUGUCCUGCCACCAUCUUCUGGGAUGCUCUCACCUCUACCCCCAGAGCACCAGUCACCCACACUCCUAGACCACCCUCCAGCAUUCCUGGCCCUCCACUCACCUCCAUCCCCCCAGCUCCACUCACCUCCAUCCCCCAGCUCCACUCACCUCCAUCCCCCCAGCUCCACUCACCCCCCAGCUCACUGCAGCAGUGGCCAACACCCCAUCAGUCCGUCCAGUCACCCCCACCCCAGUACCAAUCAAGUCCAUCACAGACCCCCCAGCAACAGUCACCACAAGCUCAGUUCCAGUUAACUCCAACCCAACAUCAGUCUCCUCUCCCACAGCAGCAGUCCCCCCCAGCCCAGAUUGAGAAACCUACCUAUGCCCCCCCUCCCCGGAGGUCCUCUUCCGGAGGUCCUAAAAUCCUUGUCCAGUCCGCCCUCAG